Effrenium voratum is the source of this 1056-nucleotide messenger RNA. NCBI's taxonomy places the organism in Eukaryota, Dinophyceae, Suessiales, Symbiodiniaceae. The record is from the annotation of a GenBank genome assembly.
AUGUUUGAAGUCUCAGAAUUGAUCCCGGUCAAGGAGUUCCUGGAGGAUGAGAAAAACAAUCCCAAGAAGAAGAAGUUCAAGAACGACAGCGAGAGGAAAAAGUACAUCAAGGAGGUCCUCAAGAUUCCUUUGGUGAAGAACCCGGCCAACAACAAGGACUGCGUGGCCGUCGCCAACAAGACGGUCAUGCUCAGCGGCCAGCGCCUCUCUGCAACUCGCACCAAAGAGCAGGAGUUCGAUGACAGGGCGGAGGCUCGCGAGGCGAUGACCAAGGCGGCGGCGCAAUAUGACGUUGAGACCACGACGCAGGGGGCCAUCGACACUGCUGUGGGCCGGAACAAUGACUCUUCAGACUCUUCCACAGAUGACAGCAGCGCCUCCGACAAUGACUCCAGCAAGUCGAGCUUUGGCGGGCGCCUCCGAGACUCGCCCGUGCAGAAAAAGAAGCGGCGGGCGGCCAAAGCCGCUGCCAAACCGAAUGGUGCUGCACCAUCGGCGACCCCUGGCAGCAAGAGGCGCCGUGGCGGGAGCUCAGCGGCUGAAAGCAAGAAAGCUGCCAACCGGGAGAGCCUGAUUUCCCAGGCCCAGAAGCUGCUUGAGUCCUUGAAGGAGUUGUCGCCGGACGUUGUUUGGAGGAGUGUCAUUCGGGCAGCGGAGCUUGACAGGCGCCUCACGAAGGUGCCCAGCCUCUUGGACGAGCUGGACGUUCUGGCUGGCGACAUGGAUGCGCCGGAGGACAUGAAGGCGCAGGCUGGCGAGCUCCACGUAGCCAUCUCGAAAAAGAGCGAGGAGGUGACGGGGGUGAAGGAGCUCAGCCGCAUCCUGAGGUUCAUGCCCCUUGCCGACCUGGCGGCCGACCUUGACAAGCCGGACGGGCAGCUCUUGAAGGCUUUGGAGGCGUGUGUCGACUCGUUGCUGCAAUGCCCCGUCGCCUUGCCCGACAUCAUUCAGUUUAUUGCAAAAAAGCUGGUUGAUGCAGCCCGGCUGCAGCGCAGAAACGUGACGCGUGACUGUGACUCAGAAGCUUGUUUCGGGGUAGGUACGGUAGGCCGGUAG